Messenger RNA from Drosophila kikkawai, 7307 nucleotides. It is a transcript of the gene Lmpt, whose product is annotated as four and a half LIM domains protein limpet. The record is from RefSeq and is a predicted model, not a curated record. NCBI's taxonomy places the organism in Eukaryota, Metazoa, Arthropoda, Insecta, Diptera, Drosophilidae. Gene Ontology annotation, molecular function: transcription coregulator activity; zinc ion binding. Gene Ontology annotation, cellular component: nucleus; membrane; Z disc.
AGGGGGCCCUUGGUCACUCGCACUUGGCGCACUAAUCAGUUGCAAGACGAUCGAUUAGCGGAAAACAAGAGCCCGCCGGUGCAGCAGCCGCCGGAUUGCGAUUUUCCCGCACCCAAAUCUCGGAACUCUCUCUCGGAGAAAGCGAUAUAAUAUACGGAAAUCUUAGAUAAAUAAACAUAAAUAUCCAUCGAUACAUUUUUGAGCGAAAAGCGUGCGCGUCGAAAGCGAAAUAAAUAUUUUUCGAAUUACCUAAUCGACUGGCCGUUAACGUGAGAGGUGUGUGUGAGUGUGUCUCGAGUGCGUGGUGAAUAUAUUUUAUAUAAUAAAAUACUCGUACUCGUGAGCAGAAUCGUUUCUUGCCGAGAACAUCCUCAUUGCAUCGCUGAACGUCUGAGGACUUGGAUUUGGGUUCCGAUUCGGAUUCGGUUGAGGGAAUUACGCAAUGGCCGCCGAGGAGACGGCGCUAACCGGCGUCGGCGAGCUGCUCUUCUCGCUGCUGAUCACCUACUUUGGAGCUCUGGAGUUCGCCUAUGUGACUCGCCACCUGUACCACUGGACCUUCCGGCAUCCGGAGGCCUCCGCCCUGGACGCAGCUGCUGAUAGUGAGGAGCUGCCUCGGAUGCGCGAGCGCUUGGAUAAGGAGAUCAAGGAGGCCGCCGAAAGGGAGGCCCUGGCCGGCACCAAUGUCAUGCAGGAUGGUGUUAUGUACAGCAAGGGCUUCCGCGUGGAUCCUGCCGGCGAGAAGAGGGAAGCUUUGGCGGCGGAGCUGGAGCGCCAGCAGCAAAUAGAGGCCGAGACGCGAAGACAGCUGGCCGAGGCAGAGGCCAGACUGGCGGAAGAAAGGCAGCGGGCCAAGAGGCAGGAAGAGGAGGCCGAAGAACAGCAGAAGAAACUGAUUGAGGCCGAGAGACAGCGUGAGAGAGAGCAGGCUGAAAAAGAACGCGAGGCGGAGGAGCAGCAGCGUAAACAGCGAGAGAUCGAGGAGAAAGAGCGACAGGAGAACGAAAGAAAGCUGAUUGAGGCCGAACGAGAGCGCGAGGAGAACGAACGCAGGCUGCAUUUAGCCGAAGAGCAGCGAGAGCGUGAAGAGAACGAACGCAGGCUGGUCGCUGCCGAGCGUCUAAGAGAGCAAGCCGAAGCCGAAGCUGAAAGACAGCGAGAGCAGGCCGAAGCGGAAAGACUGAGAGAACAGGAAGAAGCCGAACGGCAAAGAGUCCUAGCCGAAGCUGAGGCGGCUGAAGCCGAGCGUCGUAUCUUCGAAGCCGAAAUCCAGCGGGAGCGGGAAGAAGCCGACGACGAGGAAGAACAGACCCAACGAGAUGCUGAGAUCGUCGAACGUCUUCUGGCCGCCGAAAGAGAGCGCAAGAUGAGCGCCACCGAGAGCGAACUGGAGGAAGAAGCCGCCUUCGCCGAGCAAUCGCGUCGCCUGAUCUCCAGCAGAUCCGACCUCGAGCAAAAGCAGCGAAUGAUCGAGGAGAACGCCCGCCGCUUCAUGGAGGCCGAGGAGGAGAUGGUGAUGCUGCAGCAGCGCCAACUGAUGGCAAGGAACAGCAAGGAGGAGGCCGACGAGUACGCCGGCAUGGAGCCCGUGGUGGAGGAGCCGUGCGUAAAAAAAGUGGCGCCACCCAGAUUCCAGGAGCCUGACGAACCUAUGAUGGUGCAUAAAGUGAAGACGCAGUUCGGCCAGGGCAGUAGUUCCGAGGAGCCCUACUUGACCAAGUCCAAGACCCUCACCUUCCCCGGCGUCUCCGAUGAUGGAUCCUCCGUUGAGCCCAUUUCCAGCCAGCAAUCCUCGUCGUUCAGCACGGACGAAGUUAACCGCGCAGAAGGGGAACGCCCAGAGCCCGAAGGGGAGGAUCAAAUACCCGAUGUCCAGUACACCGAGGACUACCUGCGGUCCCUGGACGGAAUCAAGAAUCGUCCGCUGGUCCGAGAGGAUGGCUCGGGCAGGAGAAGAGCCUUCAAGAAGCGACGUUCCAGUGGGAGCUCCAACUCUUCGCGUGACUCUCGCGCCUCACGCGACGAGGAGCUGAAGAUGUUCACCUCGCUGGAGGAGGAGGAACUGCGCCACGGCGACCGGGAGGACUACAAUCCCAUCAAGUAUACGAGUGAACCGACUUUAAGGGUGAAGUCACACCAUCGUCGCCACAAAAGGAGUCCGGCCAAGGAUGUGAAGCCACCUUCGGAGGCGAGUGGAUCCCUGGAGAUGCUCGGCGAGGAGAGCACAAAUCCAUGGGGUGAGGUGGUACCGGAACACUACAAGGACACCGAGUUCUGGAAGCGGGAGAAGGCCCUCUCCAUAGACGAGGAGGAAGUCGAGAUGGAGAAGCCAUCCCGGGGAGAAGAUGUAGAGGACGAGGCCACCAACGAGCCGAAGUCCUCCUCCUUCGAGGAAGCCACCGAAGCACAGAACGAAGAAGCUGUGGCAGCCCUGAAACAGCAACACUCCAAGGAGCAGGUGGAAGCGGAAAGGGAGAAGGACAACUCGCAGACAACGGAGGCCAGCGACAGCAACAAAGCCAAUUUGCAAACCUCUUCCGCAACCGAGGAGCAAUCGAGGGGCGGCUCACCUGGCUUACGUCGCAGUCCGCGCAUCGACGAGAUGGAUCACUACGAGGAGCGCUGGUCCGCCAGCCAGGAGCAGCAGCCGGAGCAGCAACAGCAGGCCAACGCGACGCCCCAUACUCCAGUCAUCAAUGUCCAGCAGCCGGAUACGGCUCCUUGGCGGGAUCAGUACGGACUGCUCAUGGAGGGGCUCAGCGACUUUUACGACUUUACAGCUUCGGUGAAUCCUUCGCGAUCCCGCUCCACUUCGCGCAAUCCCUCGCCUGUUCCCAAGAAUGUGGCCAACCGCAUGGAUGUGGACGCGGAGCGAUCUCUGGAAGUAUACGACGAUACCCAGGAGGGAUUAAUGGCAGGAGAACUUAACUGUGAAUCUGUCCUUCAACUCCUCGAAUCAAACUUGAAUGGAAAUGAAGCCUCUAACGAUCAACCACUCCAAGUACAGACAGUGGCUGAUGAUGCUAGGAAUGGAAAUGCAGCUGUGUCCAUGGUAUACGAGCCCUUGGAGGGAGCUACCCUCAAUGCUCCCCAAGGUGAUCGAGGACGAGAGCCUUCUGUGGAGAGGACUCGAUCGCGGUCGAGAUCCCGUUCGCCACUUCCCACCUCUGAGAAUCUAGAGAAGAGCAUCAGCAAACGCAGGGAACGCCUGAUCCGACAGAACGAUGAACUUGCAGAGCGACUGUCCCACUCUGGAUCCGAAGGUUCCAUGGAAAUCGAGAUCAAUGGCAACGGGAGACUAAGUCCCCAGCAGGAAAUCAUCCUACCGCAGCCCGUGAUCGAGAUCAAUGAAAUGGCCGACAAGCCCAUGGAAGAUGCAAAACCUUCGCACGAAGAAAUGCGACUUUUUGUAGAGACCCUGCGAGCAGAGCGGAAUGCCCAGUCGCGAUCUAGAUCCCGAUCCCGUUCCCGUUCGCCCUUGCCCACGGCCGACAAUAUUCAAAAGAGUUUGGAAAGCAGACGACUGAAGAGAAUUCAACAUAACGAUGAGAUCUUUGAGAAGUUGCACGAGCAAAUGAACUCGCCAGAGAUCAUUAUAGAGACUGCUUCGCCUCCAUCAUCUCCACUUCCUCUGCCCACGAUUUCCAUUGAAAUUUCGGAACCACCACCGGAGGAAACCGAAGCAGAGCCGGAGGACACACCGGAGAGCAUGGCCAGGCUGUUCGAGAAACUACGCCUUAACCGAGUGCGCUCCCACUCUCGAUCCCGUUCUCGAUCUCCAUUGCCCACGGCUGCCAACUUAGAACAGAGCUUGCAGAAGCGACGCGAGAAGCUGAUAGCUCAGAAUGAUCAGUUCUUCGAGGCACUCCAGGAGAGAGCAAGAACACCAGAGCCGGAAACCCGCAUGACGGUGGAGUACGUCUACGAGUUUGUCCACGAGAAAGAUGAACACAUUGUGGAAGGUCGCGACAUGCGCUCCCUGUCACCAUCUCGCUCGCCAUCCCCGUCAAAGAAUGUGGAGGUGGACGACUUCCAUCUGAUGCUAAACUUGGAAGGCAGUGAACUACGCACUCUUCGCAAGAACAGCGAGGAGCUGGAGAGUGUCCUUGCUGCUAGUGUAAGGCAAAGAGAGCUGGACCUGGAGGCACUGGAAAAGUUGAACAGUGCCAACGAAGAGAUAGAGCUCCGAGUCCUCAGUCCAACAGAUUCAGAGCUGGAGAGAGUGGCUGCUAUGACACGGGAGAUGGCUGCUCCGGAUCUGGAACGCACCGUUUCCGAGGUGGCUAGAGACUUGCAGGAUGAGCUGGUGGCCAGUGGCUUUAAGCGUUCCACCUAUGUGGGCGAAUCCCUUGACCUAGGAAGCGAUCAGUUCCAGGAUCUGCGUCGAGAGGCCGCUCUAUUCCAGCGAUCCCGCAGUCCUUCGCCUAGGAUGACCUUUGAGCAGGCCAGGGAACAGGCGGCUGCCCAAAGAGAACUCCAAGCAGCCAUACUGGACUCCAUCACGGACAAUCGACUAGGAGCCAAGCCCAAGACUUAUUCGGAAGAGAGAGCUGCUGCCGGAUGUCAGGAAAUAUCCGCCGCCCAACUGGAUGAUUUGCGUCAUCGCACCGCCGAGUUUCAGCGGUCGCGUAGCCAAAGUCGAUCUCCGCUCAGGGAGGAUGGGUUAACCCAAUUAAGGGACAUCGAUGCUGAGGCGGCCAAGCGGGAGCUGCAGGAUCAGGUUCUGGACAGACUGGCCGCCUCGAGCGGUAACUUUGAAAGCUUCUCCCGGCACUUGAACGCUGACUUUCUCGACAGUGAGCGACGUGCUUCAGACUCGGCUUUGAUGGGCGACAUGGAUCCAGAGGAGUACCAUCACUUUCGACGCUAUUCGCUGGCCCAGGAGCAGCCCGUGGAGGAGUAUCCGAGCGACGACUACGUCUACAUCUCGCAGAUCGAAGUGCGCACUCUCACAGGCACCAGAACCUGGCUGAAGGAGGACUUUUACCCUCAAGAUGCAGAUAACUAUUCGGAUUCCAAGGGCCAGGUGGUGGACCAGGAUUCCUGGGCACGAGCUGUCUUGGCCGCUGAAGCUGAGGCCGCUGAAUUCGAUGCCACCAACGCAAUCUACAGCUAUGACAUUGUCGGGGACCACGAGAAUCUGGAUCAGGAAAGGAGCAGCUCCAACGACAGCGAGGAUGAGCGACAGACGGUGGUGGAGAUUGAUGAGGAUGACGAGGAUGAGUACGAGUUUGAGCUGGACGAGGGCAUCUCGGAUAACAACGAACGGACCCAGCCCACCGAUGAGUCCCAUCACGACACCUCCGAGUGCGAGGAGGCGGAAAGGAACGCGGAUCGCUAUGCCAAUCGCGGUGCUCAGGACUGGGAGGAGGUCGAGGAUGUGGAGGACUUCCUGGACUACAGCGAUGGUGCUGUGGGUGGGGCCACACCCUACUCCGAUCCGGACUCCUUCAUCGAGCAGAUCUACAACGAGGCAAUCAAGAACAGAAAGCAAUCGGGCAUCUUGAGGGACUACGAAACCAUGGUCCAGGAGCAACUGCCCUCGGAUCAGAGUGAAUCAGAAAAGGAGAAGUCGGGAUCGGAGAGUGAGCGAUAUGCUCUGUGGGCCAAGACCCGGGAGCUGGAACGAUCUAGCUCCAGGACCCGACACACCGACGUGGAUAUAGCCCUGGGAUUGGUUCCUGAAACCGAGCGCCGGGAAUCGGAAAUGCGUUACCUGGGCGAUGCCCAUGUGGCUGCUCGCCAAUCCACUAGGUUGCGUACCCGCUAUGGCUAUAAUCCUAACUUAGAUGUGGGCGCGGUGGACGAUGACAUCGAGGUAGACUUGAAUUACACGCCCAAGAGGGAGUACAAUUGGCGCAAAAACUUCCGUUUGGAUGAUAAUGAUGAUGAAGUGGAAAGAAAUCACCAGGACAACAAAGAUCAUGAGAAUGAGGAGCAGAAAGCCAGAGAUCAACUUGAGGAGGAGCAGGACUCGCAGGAUCGUUAUCAGGAAGAGGAUCAGGAUCCGUACUUAUAUUCAAAUGAAGAGAAUGGUGAAGAUGUCAUUGGAGAGCCACUAGAUCCCCGUCGCUAUAGCCUUGGUGGAGAGAGCAUUACCCUCUUCAGUCGCAGUCCUGUUCGUGAAAUUCUAUCCGAUGUGCCAGAAGAACUCCCCCUGGAAGAGGAGCCACCCAAAGAGCAGCCAGAAGAGACUGUUCCCAUUGAAGAAGAAUUCCCCGUUGAGAAGCCGAAAAAGAAGAAAAGCAAGAAGAAGCUACGCAAGGGAUCUAAAACCGAAGAAGAACUCCGAGACGACAACGAUUCGGACACACAGAUGGGUUACACUCGACGUAGAGAUGAUCAGGAGGUGGCUGAGCCACCCAAGAGGAAGUCCCGCUCCAGGCGCAGCUCCAAGAGCAGUCUCACCAAUGAGGAAGCCAAUGGUGGCUCGGGACUCUUUUCGCCACGCAGUAGUUUGGCCUUUGUGGGUGAUUCCCUCGAAGGCAUAGCCGAGUUUGAGAGAGACGAAGAGCAGUCUUCGUCCACCAAGAAGAAGACCAAGAAACGCAAGAAGACUUCGACCAAGGAAAGCAGGGAGGAGGCCAAGGAAGAACCCCAUCCCACAGAAGAGUCCCACCUCGACCAGGCUUUGGCUGCUGCUCUGGCAGAGAUUGCCCCCGUUUCGGUAUCCACCAACUUGACUCCCGAGUCCACUCAGCAGAAUCUGCUUUCCAUCAUCAGUACCGGACAGAGUGUGUGCAUUACGCCGGCCUCAUCCGUCGAGGAGAUCGUUAGCACCUCUACCAUCGCAACAGCAACAGCUUCUCCCUCCUCAAUCGCGACCACUGUGGCUUCGGCUGCUGUGGUGCCAGCGCGAUCCGUGGUGGACACCUUCGACAUACUCAAAGACGCCAACUUCUAUCCGCUCUUCUAGCCCGCUGGUCUGAAAACUAACCCCGCCACAUGCCAUUCUUUCCCUCAUUCGAUUUACUCUCUAUAAAUAUCUGUUUCUUAUAGACAUGUUCAUAAGCCAAGUCAAGUCAAGCCAAGCACAGCCCAGCACAAAUCCAGUCCCAAACCGAGCACGCUGUACACGAAAUCAGUCCCAGUUCCAGAGCCCAGCAUCCAGCAUCCGCUCCUCUGAAUGAUGGGAUCCCACAGAUCCCGCACUGUAUAAACUAUGUAUUAUACUAACGACCCCAAGAAAUAGCGAACGAUUCAAGGAUUGUUUACCACAUACUCGUAGCUGUUAGUUUACUUAACGAUUUUUUGUCUUUAUAAAAAUGCCGAGAAUAAAAUGCCAACUGAAUAAAUGAAAGAAAGCA